Erinaceus europaeus (western European hedgehog) is the source of this 1248-nucleotide messenger RNA. RefSeq names its product transmembrane 4 L six family member 4 (gene TM4SF4). Lineage: Eukaryota; Metazoa; Chordata; Mammalia; Eulipotyphla; Erinaceidae. The transcript is spliced from 5 exons. Gene Ontology annotation, cellular component: membrane. Bases 243 to 854 code for a protein of 203 amino acids. The record is from RefSeq and is a predicted model, not a curated record.
AAAAAAAGAAGAAGGAAGGAAGGACUACAGGUCAAGGAAGAUGUAUAAAUGGCCCUUGUCACUGGGUUCUGUUGUAUCUGGCUGAAGCACCUCCGAGGACAAGGGUCACAGGCACGCUCCAUACUCAGUCCGAAUUGAAUUAGGAACUUUCCCCUUCACGCUCUGCCCAGUGGCUCUGCAGAGACGCAGGGAAGGAGGCAGCGAGGGUCCUUUUACUGAAGACCUAACUCUCCCCUGCUGGCAUGUGUACUGGGGGCUGUGCCAAGUGCCUGGGGGGCACGCUCAUCCCCCUGGCAGUGCUCAGUGUCCUGGCCAACAUCCUGUUGUUUUUCCCUGGAGGGAAUGUGAUCGAAAAGGAGCAGAUCACUGAAGAGGUCUGGUACUUCGGAGGAAUAUUAGGAAGUGGCGUCUUGAUGAUCUUCCCUGCACUCGUGUUCUUGGGCCUGAAGAACAAUGACUGCUGUGGCUGCUGCGGCAAUGAGGGCUGCGGGAAACGCUUUGCGAUGUUCACCUCCACGAUAUUUGCUGUGAUAGGAUUCUUGGGGGCUGGGUACUCCUUUAUCAUCUCAGCCAUCGCAAUCAACAAGGGUCCUAAGUGUUCCACACAAAGUAAUAGUACCACAUGGAUAUACCCCUUCAAAGAAGGGGAUUACCUCAGUGAUAAUAGCUUGUGGAGCAAGUGCCAGAAGCCUGAUAACAUCGUGCCCUGGAACCUCAGCCUCUUCUCCAUCCUGCUGGUCAUCGGAGGGGUCCAGAUGGUUCUAUGUGCCAUCCAGGUAGUCAACGGUCUCCUGGGGACCUUGUGUGGCGACUGCCAGUGCUGUGGCUGCUGUGGGGGAGAUGGACCCGUUUAAACCACUCUGACGGCCUGCUCUAACUCCACAGCCUGUGGGGAGGAAGACUCGCUAAAAAAUUUCUCUUUUGAAGGACUGUCAACUUCUAUCUGCUUCCUAACAAUGUAGGAAAUGCAUGCUUCUUUUUUUUUUCUCCUUCCAGGAAGUUUUGCUCAUUGGUAUUUCAUUUUCAAAUAGAAAAUAGUGUGUCCACUUAAACUAAGAUUAUGAAUCUUCCAAAUUAGCUUCCUUUUUUUUAGAACUGGAGAGCAGCUUCUAAAUGAAUUUUCCAGUUUCUUCCUCUGAGAGUGAAAAAGUUAUAAAGGCACACUUACCGCUACAAUGCUUCUUUGUAUAUAGAGAUGUUCAUAUCUUUGGAGUUUUACAUAUUUCAAAGAAUGAAAGUGCAUUAAAA